UUUUGUGAACGACGCCAUUUUUGCUUCCGGCGAUCAAUAAGCAGUCAGAUAAUUCAUUUAAAACUGGAUGGUCAUGUACAACGUGGCAUCAGUUUUCACUGUUCUCGUCUUUAUAGGCCCACCACAUCUUUUCGCAUCAGGUGCUUGUACAGACAACCAUAACUCUUGUUCCGAUUGGGCUGGUAUCGGGGAGUGUUCAAAAAAUCCUCUGUGGAUGCUUGAUAAUUGUCCGGUGAGCUGCAAAGUGUGUUCUGGAGUACCGGCGUGUGUCAACAUUUACAAUGACCAGUACUGUAAAAGUAAUGUGGGGAACUGUUGGACGUCGUCCAUUGCUGCUGAUCUUGUAAAGAACUGUAGGAAAACUUGUGUUUGUAAAUGCUGCCCCUCAAGUCCUACAACAGUACCAACAACUGCAUAUGUCCAUAACGCAACAAGGUAUACAACGGUAUCAGCUUUGACCUCGGCUACCACUUCAGUGGAAAUAGCAACGACAUCAGCUUUGACCUCGGCUACCACUACUGUGGAAAUAACAACGACAGCAAAGGAUAUCAGUACCACGCCUCAAACAACAUCAACAAUAACAAACUCGACUCCAAACGAGGAGAGAACUACGGUGCAAACAGAAUACACGAGUGCCAUACCAGACACAAGACGAAUAGUAAACGAGACGUCACAGGACAAAGGUGCCACUGAAACGAGUGGAUCAAAAACUAUGUUGGUGUUAGUCAUUACGAUGGGUUGCGUGGCUUUUGUUGCUGUACUUGGAAUUUUAUUGCUUUGGUUUCGGAGACGAAGGCGUUCAUCCAGUCGUGGAAGUCUGAAUCAAGUUAAAGUGCCAGUUGAAAACAACUCCACUCCCCCGGAAGAAGUUAUUUGGUUAGAACGUCAACCAGAAAAGUCUUCAAGAAAUCCGUUGUACCUUUCUACAAAUGCAGCUGAAAAUAUCAGAUUUUCAAAUCAUGAUGUUGCUGAAGAUACUCCUGAAAUGCUUUACUCGACGACCAUUCCCAGCUCGCCAACUUCGCCAUUGUAUCAUGUGUUAGAGGACCCUAACACGACAGAUACAAAUGGGAAAUCCGCUUUGUCGGCUCCUUCCGAACGGCCUUCCGAUCCUUUACGAUCUGAUUCCGAUUAUGACGAACCUGUUUUUCGAGGCGUGCGCCCGGCGAUUUUCCCGCCGCCUGGAGCACGAGAAAAUGAGGCAAAUUACGAAACCAUGACGGAAGAUCGUAAUGCUGAGAGACUUGCUGACAACGCUGGUAAAAAUGCUUUGGAAAAUGACGACGAAUACUGCUAUAGUUACACUACUGCUUAUCAAAACAAAAAAGACGAAGCGACCGAAAGACCUAAAACAGAAGGGCCUUCUUACUGUUCUAUAGAGAGCCCCAAUAAUGAGUACCAGGCUCCCGUAGUCAUUCCAGGAGGUGGCUGCACGCCCGUGGCGGGAAUCGCUGAAGUUAACGGUUAUCAACCCUUACAGAAGUCAACACGAUCAUUUUAUCAACCUCUCAUUAAAGAUAAUUAAUCACUUCAAAGAGCAUUCACUGAGAAAUGAACAAAGUAUGUAUUUUCGUGAUAAAUUUCUGUUUCGUGUUUUCAGUGCUGUGAUAUUGAGUACCCUGACCUGAGUUUUGUGGCCUUUGUGCCACGUGUUCUUUCCAUCCUUCGUGUCACGUGCCUUUGUAUCCUUCAUUUCACCUCCCUAUUGGAUGCUUUUGUAUCACGUGCCCUUUGUAACAUGUGCCUUUUGCUUUUUCGAUCCUUAAGAAAAGCUUAUUUUUGUUGCCUCCGCUGGUUUACUUCUUUAGUCGUUUACUUAGAUAUCUGUGUCAGCUUAUUUUGACUGAAAUUCUCAUUCAAGGCUCGCUAUCAGAAAGCUGUGGGCCAGAAGGGAAAGGGAGACGUGAAGUAUAGUUUGUCUGAGAAAAUUUUGCAUAGAAGUUUUCUGUUAAACAGAUUUUUGGCUUUUUAUCCGUUCUUUGUUUUUUGCCAAAUUAGUUUUAUCGAGAUUGAUGAAGGAAAGAGCUCGAAAAUUUAGAUAUUUAUCACAAGCCCUGUAACUAAGCUGAGAACCCGAAGAACUUUUUAUUAUUCCAACUGUCGUUUCUUCUCUAUACUCUCUCAUAGGUUGCUACCACUGUUUAGUAUUGUA
Pocillopora verrucosa is the source of this 2152-nucleotide messenger RNA. Lineage: Eukaryota; Metazoa; Cnidaria; Anthozoa; Scleractinia; Pocilloporidae. The record is from RefSeq and is a predicted model, not a curated record.